AUGAUGAAGAGGCAGCUCAAUCGCAUGCGGCUGCAGUUGUCCCAGACUGGCAGCUCGGGACGUGCCCAAGAGACUGCUGAGUUCCUGAGUGAGGACCUGCUCCAGGUAGAACAGAGACUGGAGCCAGCCAAGCGGGCUGCUCACAAUGUCCACAAGAGGCUGCAGGCCUGCUUACAGGGCCAGAGUGGGGCAGACAUGGAAAAGCGUGUGAAGAAGUUGCCACUCAUGGCCCUGUCUCACACUAUGGCUGAGAGCAUCAAAGAGUUGGAUCCUGAUUCUAGCAUGGGGAAGGCACUAGAGAUUAGCUGCUCCAUCCAGAGUCAGCUAGCUCGAGUCUUGGCAGAAUUUGAGAUGGCCCUGGAGCGGGAUGUCCUCCAGCCCCUCAACCGGCUAAGUGAGGAGGAGCUCCCAUCCAUUCUCAAGCACAAAAAAACCCUUCAGAAAUUGGUAUUAGACUGGAAUGCCUUGAAAUGCAGGCUCAGUCAGAUGGCCAAAACUUCAAGCCUUGGACCAGGUAUGGGGGGUCCUGGGGGUCAUAACACCACAACCAAUAAGCUGGAGACCCUGAAGGAAGAAGAGGAAGAACUAAAGAGGAAGGUAGAGCAGUCCAAGGAUGAGUAUCUGUCCGAUCUCUAUCACUUUGCUACGAAGGAAGACAGCUACGCCAACCACUUCAUCAAUCUGCUGGAGCUCCAGGCCAAUUACCACCGCAAGUCUUUAAGCUCAUUGGAUACAGCCUUGGCUGAGCUGAAGGAGAGUCAUAGCCACACAGAUAGUAGCAGCCACCUGUCAGAUGCUCCCUCCACCCAAGUGUUUGGGGUGGCCCUGAAGACCCAUCUCCAGGAAAUGGGCCGGGACAUUGCCUUGCCUCUGGAGGCCUGUGUGUUGAUGCUUCUGUCUGAAGGCAUGAAGGAAGAGGGCCUCUUCCGGCUGGCAGCAGGGGCCUCCGUGCUCAAGAGACUGAAGCAGACAAUGGCUCUCAAUCCCAGCAGCCUGGAGGAAUUCUGCUCUGACCCUCAUGCUGUUGCUGGGGCCCUCAAGUCCUACCUCCGAGAGCUUCCUGAGCCCCUUAUGACAUUUGAGCUCUAUGAAGAUUGGAUGAGAGCUGCCAAUCAGAAGGAGCUAAUGGCCCGACUUGAGGGCCUCCGAGAAGUAUGUGGAAAACUGCCCAAGGAGAAUCUCAACAACUUGAGGUACUUGAUCAAGUUCCUAGCUAGGCUGGCCAAAGAGCAGGAGGUGAACAAGAUGACUCCAAGCAACAUCGCCAUUGUCCUGGGGCCCAACCUGCUGUGGCCACCCACAAGGGAUGGGGACCAGGCUCAGCUGGACACAGCCUCAGUGUCCUCCAUCCAGGUAGUGGGUGUGGUGGAGGCAUUGAUCCAGAACUCAGACACUCUUUUCCCAGGAGAUAUUGACUUCAAUGUCUCAGGCUUAUUCACUCCCCCCACUAUCCUGUAUCAACCCCACCCCCAAGAGAAGUUGGCCGACGGUCCCAAGUCAGAAGAAUUCCCGGCCACUGCACCCUCUCCAGUGACAUCUCCAGCCUCUCUCCCUUCAGCUGCCCUAGAAAGCUGCCCCUGGGGUCUCUCUCUGGCUAAGAUUCUGAUUGCCAUUUCUCUUUCAUCCCUCAGCAAAGUAGAGUCUGAACCUCCUCCAAGGCCUGCCUCCCCAAAGGUCAGCAGGAACCCUGUUGAAGUUCCUGGACCAGCUGAGGAUACAGCCCGAAAAACCAAACGCCCAGCCCCUGCCAGACCUAUGGUGCCUCCACCCCAGGUCUCAAAUCCCCGAUCUUCACCUCCAACCCUUCCCUCUUCAGCUCCAACCCCAGGGCAACCUCAAUCCCAGCCCCAGCCUCAGCCCCAGGCCCAGACCUCUACUCCAGGGAGUCCAGCUACUCCCAGGGCCCUUCCCCGACGGCAGGCAGGCAGCAAUAUUAAGGCCCCCUCUGUGCCACCUCCAUUGCCUCCUCAACCUCCCCAGCCUGUUCGUCGCCUAAGCCGACCCUCCCCUGCUUCCCCCAACCCCAUCCUCAACCCUGAUGCUGAGACUGAAGUUCCCAGGGAGCCCAGAAGCUCUGAGGGGGGAACCUGUGCAGCCCAAGGAGGAGUCGCCAUUCCUCCCCAGCCCCGGCCUAGGACUCUUGCCUCAGAGACUGACUAAGCCAGGAGCAGCCGACCCAUGGCCACGUCCUCCCUUCAUGGUGCACUGCCCAUCCACUCCCCCAUUGCGUCUUCUAUUCUCUGGAACCUCUUUUCCUUCGGUCUCACCCCCGGUGCCCAUUCCAAUUGGGAGCUCCAGUGACUCAGCCUUUAACUGCCCACUAGAGAGGAUGGAAGUUUCCCAGCCACACACAAGUGCCUCUGGCUCUAGCCCCAGCUGGGCUGGUCCCCUGCCUGGGGAGCUGAGGAGGAGCCCAGGCCCCUUCUGUCUCCCUCUUCUUCUGACACCCCUGGAUCUGGGCAUCCAGGGCCUCUCUCCCCAUUGCCUGGCAGGGCCCGGGCAGGGAGGGAAAGAGAAGAGGAACAGAGAGGGCCCUUAAUUUGACUUCACUGAGAGAGCAGCUAUUUUUCUUUCCUGGAAAUGUUUUGGGGUUUUUUUUUUUUGUUGUGUUUUUUGGUACGGCUUGUAAAUUAUUUUGGAUUAAACUGGAGCACACUCAGCA
Messenger RNA from Gracilinanus agilis (Agile Gracile Mouse Opossum), 2662 nucleotides. It is a transcript of the gene SH3BP1, whose product is annotated as SH3 domain binding protein 1. Lineage: Eukaryota; Metazoa; Chordata; Mammalia; Didelphimorphia; Didelphidae. Gene Ontology annotation, cellular component: intracellular anatomical structure; cytosol; cytoplasm. The coding region runs from base 1 to 2160 and encodes 719 amino acids. Gene Ontology annotation, biological process: positive regulation of GTPase activity; regulation of actin cytoskeleton organization; regulation of Rac protein signal transduction. The transcript has 19 exons. Gene Ontology annotation, molecular function: GTPase activator activity; protein binding. The record is from RefSeq and is a predicted model, not a curated record.